AUGUCGGAGGCCGCUCCCAUACUACCUGCGAUCUCUGUCGAUAUUCCACUGGCAAAGUUCAAGAAGAUACGCAACUGGGAUCCCAGGAAGGAGCCGAUGCCGAAGCGAGAGCCCCCUGGUCUUAAGGAGAAAUUGUUUGAUUCCUACUUCACUGAAUUUACCGCCUUUUACCUCCAUGUCGCAAACCUCAUGGAAAUGGACCACAGGGCAACUGUUGCCCAAGGUGUCGUUUACGACACGGAGGAUGAAGGCACCCUGAAAGUACUUUUCGACCGCAUCGUAUAUCUGGAGGGAGAGUGGAGAGAAUCAGUGAAGACCAAGGAUAGACUUCACGCUCAGGGGUUUUCUCGUGAGAUCUCGGAGACAGUGAAGGCCUAUGACUCUCGUCGCCGGGCAAGCAGCCGAAAGGCCUACAAACUCUUGCAAACUAAAGUCGCCCUCAGGUCGCCAGGAUAUAGGAUACUUCUCAAGAAGAGACGACUGGAAGCGUCGCUUUUCUAUGCAUUCCACAGGAUCCAAAAGUUCAACGCCGACUUCAACGAGGAUGUUGUGGCGGACUUCGCAAGGUGGAUGAGAAAUGUCUCACGCCAGAAACCCGUAUUCUGGCUCCGCGGCCAUGACAGAUGCGGCAAAACGGUGAUCACCUAUUACUUCGCCCAGAGGUGCAAAGACAAUGCAGCCCUCGCCGCUAGCUACCGCUUUACCGACAACAUCAACUUCGAGGAGUUUCAGACCGACUUCAUCGCCAGUGUAGUCGGCGAGAUGUCGAGUUACCUGGGAGAUUCCUUCUCCGAGUCGCUUGCCAGGCUGACAGACAAACUCGACUUAGCGAACCCGGUCGUCGAACGCGAGUUCUUAUCCCGGCCAUUGAAAGACCAAUUAAACGAGCUGGUCGUCCCUGCGUUCAACGCUCUUCCCGAGGACGAGAAACGGCCCCUCCUUGUGGUCUUAGACGGAAUAGAGCGAUGCGGUGAUCCGGAGUGCUGGGCAUUGGCGUCGUUGUUCGACUUCAUCACGGAGGCGAUGGCGAAACUUCCCAUUUGCUUUUUUAUCACCAGUUCGACAAGCUCACCAAAGGCAGGCAAGAUUAACCGGUUCUUUACCGAGACUCCUAUUGCUGCUCAAGUUGCAGGACGCGAAAUUGCGUACGACCCAAUGAAAACCCCGAAGAGAGCGACCUUUCCGAGUAAUUUGUACACCGACGAUUCCGAUGACUCGGACCCUGAGUGGGAGUAG
Coprinopsis cinerea okayama7#130 is the source of this 1236-nucleotide messenger RNA. RefSeq lists its product as hypothetical. The coding region runs from base 1 to 1236 and encodes 411 amino acids. The record is from RefSeq and is a predicted model, not a curated record. NCBI's taxonomy places the organism in Eukaryota, Fungi, Basidiomycota, Agaricomycetes, Agaricales, Psathyrellaceae. The transcript is spliced from 4 exons.